Messenger RNA from Mizuhopecten yessoensis (Yesso scallop), 1280 nucleotides. RefSeq names its product alpha-2C adrenergic receptor-like. The record is from RefSeq and is a predicted model, not a curated record. Gene Ontology annotation, biological process: adenylate cyclase-activating adrenergic receptor signaling pathway. The transcript has a single exon. Gene Ontology annotation, molecular function: G protein-coupled receptor activity. Gene Ontology annotation, cellular component: membrane. The annotation marks the transcript as partial. NCBI's taxonomy places the organism in Eukaryota, Metazoa, Mollusca, Bivalvia, Pectinida, Pectinidae.
GUUACUUCCCCUUUGAUGCCGGCGUGUGUGUGUUCUGGGUGGCAGUGGAUGUCCUUAUGUGUACAGCCUCCAUCUGGCACAUGUGUACCAUGUCCAUGGAUCGUUACUUUACACUUAAGUACCCUAUGCGGUACGGACGCAACAAGACAAAGAUGAUGGUGGUUUUGAAAAUUUUCUUUGUAUGGAUAGUAUCUAUUACCAUUAGUAGUCCAAUAUUCAUAUUUGGGGCCAAAGACACAGCGAAUGUGUACAACGACGGAUUGUGUGCACCAACUGUUGCCGAUUUUGUGAUUUACGGAUCAAUUUUCGCCUUCUAUAUCCCUCUGACUAUCAUGCUUAUUACUUAUGUCCUAACAAUCCGAAUACUUUGGAAAAACCAAGUUCUUAUGAAGAAUAUAGAACGUUCCAACAAUUACCGACCACGUAAUCGGUAUGGAGAUAAUCGCUGUGUGAUACGGACAUUGUUAUCUCCCCCUAGUGAUGAGGGGUCACGUAAGGUGAGCUUGGGUAAUAACAGUGAUACAGAUGCUACAAUGCUGGCUGGAAUUCUGCCACAACAAGACAACCUGAGCCCAAAUCUGUCCAAUCAGGACACGACAGAUCCUCUUGGCCAGUACGACCUGCUCCCAUCCUCGGACAUCCAACAGGACACAGAAUACCAGGAGACUAACCACAAGCUGCUCAAUACUGAAUAUAAAGGGGGGAAAAAUCGGUCAGCCUCCAUGUCAUGUCUGGAGAUUCACAUCUCCAAUCCGUCUGAUGAUGACAGUUGUCAAUGUGACUCACGGACGGACCUACUUUCGUCCAAAUGCGAGUCCUGUCAGCACGGAGAACGGGAAAACCUCAGCCCUAAACUUAAUAUGUGUCAGUGUGAAAUGGAAACGGACUUGGGAUCUAAACCAAACCUGUGUCACUGUAGCUCUCAAACAAAUGAAAAAACUACACUGGAUGUAUGUCAAUGUGAGUUUGAUAAGGAAGUAAAGGCAUUAAAACGUAACAGACACACACUCCACUGUGCCGCAUCGUUUAAUAACGUUCCUAACCUCGACAAAAGCAUGACAGCCUCACCCCAACGGCUGUCAGAAACUGUCCAAUUUCACAGCUGUGGCAACCUCACACGAGAUUUCAAAUUCAAGGAGUGGAAGCAACACUACUUCCAGAUCCAACGAGAAAUGGACCAAUGUUUGAAGGACGGUUGCGGUUCACCAAGUAGAGAACAUUCCUCCCCGAACAAGGAGUGUCCGAACUGCUCUCCAAGUAAGGAACACUCUCCAAAUAAG